UCAAUACACGUGUGGAUUAUAAACUCUACAGUUAAUGACUGAACGUUAUGUUGACGAUAAUGUUCCAUAGGAAACAAGGCACUGACCGCGAAAUGUGAAAUGCAUUUAUUUCUAAAUGAGCAACAACGCUGUGGAAAUCUAAUUUUAUUCGUAUUAGAAUAUCGAAGAUAACAAUGAGUUGGGAAAUUACCUGUGCUAACAUGUGUCGAGGAUGUAUGAAAGUUGACGGCGUACUUCUUCCUAUGUAUGAUGACGACACGAUUAGUCAAAAAAAUUUACCUGAUAAGCUUGCUGAGCUUGCAUCAAUACAGAUUGAUAGAUUUGAUGGAUUACCAAAUAUGCUUUGUGCAAAGUGUGCUUAUCGCACAAAUGCAUUUUAUGAUUUCAAGUUACAAGUUCAAGCUACUGAAAAGAAACUUCGCAAAAUGUUUGAAACACAAAUUUCAUAUAACAUAAAGGAAGAGGCAAUGGGCGACGAUUUUGAACAAGACUGUUCAGAACAAUCGAAUGACGAAUUAUCAGAAGUGAAACUAUUAGAUGAUAAACAAGAUAUUAGGCCUAUUAAUGAUACAGACAGUUCAGAAGAAUUUUUAUCUGAACGAAUGAAUGUAAAUCAUAAAGACGAACAAGCAUUAGAGCUUGACGUAUCUGAUUUAGUGGAAGAAAACGGUGAAUUUUCUAAGGAUGGUAUAUCCGCAUUAAGAAAUAUUAUUAUUUCGAAACUAUCAGGAGGAGAAAUUGAUCAAGAUAAACGAUUAAAGGGCGAGAUACCUGAUGAAAUUUCGAAAAUUUUAGAAUCCCAACAAUUAGAUUAUACGAUAAUGUAUAUACCGGAAGAUGUUUCUUUAGAGAAUGUAGAAAAUGUGAAUGCAGACAAUACGCUUUCUUGUGAUGCUGUGAUUAAAUUAGAAAAUAAAAAAAUUGACGAAGUUAAUUGUAAUGGUGAGCUUUUAGAUGAAUCAGUAGACAACGAAGAAUUUUUAAAUAAUAUGUGUAAUGAAAAAACUGAAGAAACUAAAAAUGAUAAUAAAACUAAUAAGGACGGAAUAGUCUGGAAAUCUACAAUUUCGGAAGAAAAAUCAAAAGAAAAAAUUAAUGAGAAAAAUAUACAAAAAAAUUCACUAGAAUUUGAUCAGCCAGAAGAGAGCAAUGAUUCUGAUUCUGAUUAUUUUGUUGAUCCGAAAGAUAAUAUAUUAGGUAGCUUGAAUGAUACAAUAACAAGAAUAAAAGAAAUCAAACUUGAAGAUGAUGUAAUACAGUAUCAAUGUACUCUAUGUUUGCAAAAUUACGAUAAGUUGACUGGUGUUUUGUUGCAUACUAUAGAUAAUCAUGUGCCAAGUAGUGGACCAUUCUUUUGUGUAGUAUGCGAGAAAGAUUGUGAGAGUCACAGAGAAUUACGUGCGCACGUAAAAACGCACACAGGUCAAUUUCCCUAUUCCUGUUUCAUAUGCAAUAAAGCUUAUACGAUGAAAAGAUACUUAAAAAGGCAUAUGGUGUGCCACACAGAUUUUCCAAGGCAUCGAUGUCCGAAAUGUGGCCUCAGAUUUAAGGUUAAAUCGGAAUUAGAGUCUCACGUUACAACACAUAUACGUGGUGCGCCUUAUGCAUGUAGUCAAUGUCCACGAUUAUUUAAUCAUAAAGGUAAUUACAAACGACAUUUGAUUACUCAUUUAGAUCCGCAAGGUCUUCAUUUACCUAAGUAUCCCUGUACAGUUUGCGGAAAGAGAUUUUUAAAUAAUCGCACAUUAGAAACACAUAUGCGCGUUCAUACUGGUGAGAAGCCAUUCAAAUGCGAGGUAUGUGGACGAUCAUUCUCACAACAAGGAAAUUUGUUGAAUCACGUCAGAAUUCAUUCGAAUCCGCGAAGUUACACGUGCGAAGUCUGUGGAAAACGAUUUAAUCAAAAGGCAACAUUAAGAGAUCACAGUCUUUUACAUACAGGUGAAAAACCAUAUGUUUGUAAUGUUUGUGGAAUAGCAUUUACAUUCAGUGCCGCAUUGAGACGUCACAUGUGGACUCAUACCGGUGGUAAACCAUUCGGAUGUGAAAUUUGUAAUGCCCGUUUUGUUGGAAAAUAUGAUUUACGACGACAUAUGAGGAUACAUACAGACAGACCUAGAACGAAACGAAGGAAAAAUGUGAUUAAGUCGAAUAAUGAACAAGAAGAAAUUAAAGAAGAGAAUAUCGCAGCUUCAGAGCAACUAACUAAUUCAGAGACUGUUUUAAUAGAACAAGUUCUAUUAACUCAAGAUGUUACGCAAGUUGUGCAACAAGAGUCUGAGAAAGAAAAUGUUGAUGCUCUUUUUAAUCUUAUACAAUAUGGUUAAUAGAGCUUCUUUUUUUAUUAUUAUAUAUUGUAUAAACAUAUUUUUUAGUUUACAUAUAUUUUGAAAAUAGAAUACACAUUUUUUUCUAAAUUAAAUUAUUAAGGAAAAUAUUAAGGAGCAUCUCAAAAUUGUACAUUAUAUAUAUGUACUUUGAAAUGAUAAAUAAUGAUAUAAAAUUAUAGUUAUAAACUUUAUAUUUUUGAAGGGAAUAUUAUAUUACUCUAUUUUCAAAAAUCACGUAUAUUUUUGUCCAAUUAAUGUAUACGAUUUGUAAAACAGUAUCAACAAAAAAUAUUAACUAUUCUAAUGAAAGUUCUAAUGAAAAAUAAUUUUGCAAAAUGAAAAAAGUAAAAAACAUGUGCUUUCUUUAAUGAUAUUUCUUUUAUGAAAUUUAUCUUUUAAAAAAGAAAUUUUUCUUAAUAUUUAUUAAUUUCAUAAUUCACAUAGAAUGUAUUUAGGAAAUAGAUACAGUACAAAAAUUUAAAUUUUAUUAAUUUUUUAUCCACAUCAUUUGCUUUCAAUUCAAUUUGAAUCAUUAUUAGAAAGCUUUAUGAAAAUCUUAGAUAAAUAUGUUUUAAUUAAAUAAGAUGUAUUUGAAAAUGUAUUAUAUAGAUUAUUUUAAGUUUGAUCGUUACUCUAUAUUCUAUUUUUUUCAUUAUAAUGCACAUGAUGGUAUACAACAUAGAUAAAUUUUGAAUGACUUCACCUCUAUGUCAAUGAAAUGUAAUUGUCAAUUUGAAUACAUUUGUUGUUUGCGUUCCUCUUAUCAUAAUUUUGUAAAAUAAAUAUAUAUAUAUAAUAUAUAUAUAUAAUCAUAUUAAUUUAUAGAUAUAAUGUAAUCAUGAUAGUAUCUCAAAAAAAGAAGUGCUUUAUAUAACUACAAAGCAAAUAAUUGGAAUAUUUCAAAAUUGUUAAUAAUUAACAGUAAAAGUAUGAAUACAAAAUGUUGUUAUGUAUAAAAUAAUAACGAAAGUUAUUUGUAUUAUAUUAUUUAUUGAUAAUAUAGUAAAUACGUAUAGCAUGAAAUAUAAUAUAAAAUAUGUAGUUUGAAAUAUCAAAAUAGAAUCAUAAUUUCAUUUAA
This is a messenger RNA of Apis cerana (Asiatic honeybee), 3408 nucleotides long. RefSeq names its product zinc finger protein 23. Gene Ontology annotation, cellular component: nucleus. NCBI's taxonomy places the organism in Eukaryota, Metazoa, Arthropoda, Insecta, Hymenoptera, Apidae. The record is from RefSeq and is a predicted model, not a curated record. Gene Ontology annotation, molecular function: zinc ion binding.